AUGAAUCCUGAGAACAAAUGGCAGGAACUGGAGAAUGGGGGGCUGCUUCCCGUCAGGGACGGAGCCUCGAACAGAAGCUGCUUCUGGCGGGCUCUCUGUGCACUUGCUGUGCUCGGCUUGUUGCUGGUUUCAUCCUGUCUCUGCCUGGCUCAUUUUGGAGUUGUCCGUUCAAAGCAGGUUUCAAGGCCAAAGCUGGAAGAUCCCCAUCCAUCCCUGACAACAGCUGCUCAGGCCAAUGGUUUGCCUUGUCUCAUGAAGCAGGUGGGGAGUGGCCCACAGCCGAGAAUCGCUGCUCAUCUGACAGCUUCACCAAGUCAUGAAAAAGAGAACAUAAUUUGGCAAAAUGAGAGUGACUCCACCUUCACUGAGGGAGUGGAGUUCAGGAACAACCAUCUCGUCAUCAAGAGGCCCGGACAUUACUUUGUUUACACUCAAGUGGUGUUCCACAGCAUGGGCUGUGAGCAACAGGCCAUUUACCUCAGCCAUGAGCUUGCCAAGUUGUCACCAAGUUAUCCCGAGGAAGCCAUUCUACUGAAAGGCACCAAAUCCGCCUGCCACUCUCACCAACGCAGGGAGCCCUGGUACAAAACCUCCUACCAGGGAGCCAUCUUUGAGUUUCUGGAGGGAGAUGAGAUCUUCUCCAGGGUUAAUGAGGGGUUGACAGAAUACGUAGACACAACUGAAGGAAAGAGUUUCUUUGGAAUAUUUGCUGUGUGA
Messenger RNA from Stegostoma tigrinum, 717 nucleotides. RefSeq names its product tumor necrosis factor-like. Gene Ontology annotation, molecular function: tumor necrosis factor receptor binding. Gene Ontology annotation, cellular component: membrane. Gene Ontology annotation, biological process: immune response. The record is from RefSeq and is a predicted model, not a curated record. NCBI's taxonomy places the organism in Eukaryota, Metazoa, Chordata, Chondrichthyes, Orectolobiformes, Stegostomatidae. Bases 1 to 717 code for a protein of 238 amino acids. The transcript is spliced from 4 exons.